Messenger RNA from Rhipicephalus sanguineus (brown dog tick), 976 nucleotides. RefSeq lists its product as uncharacterized. The record is from RefSeq and is a predicted model, not a curated record. The transcript is spliced from 4 exons. Bases 107 to 976 code for a protein of 289 amino acids. Lineage: Eukaryota; Metazoa; Arthropoda; Arachnida; Ixodida; Ixodidae.
AUUAAGGCUCGUUCACACCGGCGACUAGCACCGGUCGCGCGACCGUUUGCGACUGGCGACCAAAAAGCGACUGAAAGCGACCGAUGUUCACACCGGCAGAGGCUGCAUGCGAGCGACCGGAAGUCGCAAACCCAGAGAGUCACGUCCGGAUCUCGUUAUCAGCGAGAACUUUGGAGACCGCCGCCAGUCAGCUGAUCGCCGCCAACUGAGCGCGCCGGGUUUAUUGUUUUCUUUGGGCGUCAUGGACUACGAUUCCAGUGAAGAAGAAGAGAUCGUCACUGUGCUGAUGUGCUCAGCCAUCGCGUCAGCGCUGGCAGAGCGGAAGCCUUCAAAGAAGAAGAGGCGGUGGUGGGUGCGACCGUCGCUUCGCUCGCGAGAGGUUGCUGGCCACGCAAGCCGCCUGCUUCCCGACCUGCGCUCGCACGACGAAGAAUAUUUCCGAGACUUCCUGCGAAUGCCGCCAAGAACUUUUGACACAUUGCUAGAGCUGCUGCGUCCCGCCAUCUCGAAGCAAGACACUAACUACCGGCCUGCAAUUUCGGCGCAUGAUCGCCUGGCCAUGACCAUUAGGUUUCUGGCCACAGGCGAGACGCAGAGGGACGUGGCCUUUAACUUUCUUGCAGGAAGGUCCACAGUCAGCUCUAUAGUGGCGGAGGUUACUCAGGCCCUUUGGCUUGUACUCGAGCCACUGUACCUCCAGCACCCUUCAACGGCAGAUGAGUGGAUGAAGGUAUGCCAUGCUUGUUUUUCCAGCAAGCUUCUAAUGCAACAGCACAUACUGCAGCAAACAGAAGCCCAAAUGAAACAGUUCUUUGCCGAAUUUCAUGACCUGAAGCGAUACGUUCAUGAGAGCCUCUACAAAGAAUCGAAGCGUCGACGUAAGCAGAGCCAACAGCGGUCCCAGGAGUCAGACGCCAAAAGCAUGCUUACCUCGGACGCUGAAACCACACCCACCUCCUCGCACCAUGGCAAUUAA